GUUCACUUGGAGCUAGCACGAGCUUGUGUUGAAACAGCGGAUUGAGACAUUCUACCGUCUAGUUAACCGGGUGCGAGCGGGUCGGCCAGAGACAUGGCGCCGAGCUCACUUCAGAGGAUGCGCGUAGGAUAUGUUUGCCAAGAAAGGACCGCCGUCUCUUGUGCGAGCUGAGCUGAAGGAAGCAUCUAGGUUGUGAUGAAAUCCGGCCAAGGUCUAUCGGGUUGGUUCGACACAGCGCCAGCAUAUUCUCGUGAACGGAUUACCCUGGGCAUCCAUCUGGGCCGCCAAACUCCGUACGACAGAUAGCCAGGUCCGACACAUCCGAGAGCAGACAUGGUGGUUCGAGUCACCUCGCUGAGAUGCGCCUCGGUCGAGUCACCUCGCGUGAGCCUGCAUGGCGGACGGUGACGGCGGAGUCGAGGCGGUGACGAUGGCGCGGGCUUCCUUGGUGUUUCCAGGUUGGCUGACUGUGGAGAGAACAACCUAAUAAACAGUGGAGGCUCCAUCGGCGGCCGCUGCGUGAGCGCCCAAGACUGCCUGAGCUAUCUAACGCAGGGACGGACGGCCAGCACUGGGGGGCUCAUGCAGUACAGUCCAUGAGUCACUAUGAACCCCACUGAGAACUUUCCCACCACAAGCAGUUACCCUUCACGCCUUCGCACCAUGGCGGAUUCGAGCACAACGGCAGCAGCCUCUCCGGCCGCGCCGCACCAACCGCCCUUCACAUAUACCGCCAACCAGGGCUACGAGCAAACGCAAGAGGUCCCGCCCGAGGUGCGCAUGCACAGAGGCGCCCUGCACCCGGACCAGCACGACGACGACAACGAUGAUGAGCUAGACGACAUCUUCAACGACAGCGACGAGGCGAACCUCGACGACGACGAUGGAUGGGCCGCCGAGGCUGGCGACCUGACAAAGACCUACAACCGCCAGCGCCAGCUCAACGACAGCAAUGCCGCCGCCCCGCGUUCCAACCAGCAGAAGCCCAAGGCCAACACCUUUGCCAGCGUCGACGACCAGGUCUCAGCGCUGGCCAAACAUGCGGCCAAGAUUCGCCUUGACAGUGUCAAGCAAGAUGACGACAAGGAUAAAGACAAGGCCGACCGCGCCACGAGCGAGCAGGUGCUGGACCAGCGCACACGCAUGAUCCUCCUCCAGAUGAUCAACCGCGGUGCUGUCAGCGAGGUCCACGGCGCCAUCAGCACAGGCAAGGAGGCCAACGUCUAUGGCGCCGUCCUGCACGACGACGCCACCGGCGAGACCAUCCAUCGCGCCAUCAAGGUCUACAAGACAGCCAUCCUCGUCUUCAAGGACCGCGAGAGGUACAUCACCGGGGAGCACCGCUUCAAGGGCGGCUUCGACAAGGGCAACAACCGCAAAAUGGUCAAGCUCUGGGCCGAGAAAGAGUACCGCAACCUGCGGAGGAUUCACACUGCCGGCAUUCCCUGCCCGGAGCCCAUCAACCUAAAGCUACACGUUCUCGUCAUGGGCUUCCUCGGAGACAGAAAGGGAUGGGCGUACCCCCGGCUACGCGAUGCCGUCCUUCAAGGGGACGACGUCGACCAGCAGUGGAGGGGCCUGUACCUGCAACUCCUGGGGACCAUGCGCAAGAUGUACCAAGUCUGCCGGCUGGUGCACGCCGAUCUGAGCGAGUACAACAUCCUCUACCACAAGGGCACGCUAUACAUCAUCGACGUGUCGCAGAGCGUCGAGCCCGACCACCCGCGCUCGCUCGAGUUCCUGCGCAUGGACAUCAAGAACGUCGGUGACUUUUUCCGGCGCAAGGGUGUCGACACGCUCACGGACCGCGCCAUCUUCAACUUCAUAACCGCCCCGACAGGAUCCGUCGAGGCACCUGACAUGCUCCAGGCGCUGGAGAAAAUUUACGAGGCCAGGGAGUCCGCCACGACUGAGGAAGAGGCGGCCAGGUUCGAAGUCGACAACGAGGUAUUCCGAAACCAGUACAUCCCGCAGACGCUCGAGCAAGUGUACGACAUCGAAAAGGACGUGCAGAAGCUGGGUGAGGGUCACGGAAGCGACCUAGUCUACAGCAACCUGCUUGCCGACCAAGUGGUCAAGCCAAAGGCUGACGGCGAGGGUGAGGCCGAGGAUGACGAGAGCGCCGACGAGGACUCUGGAGACGGUGCCUCCCAAUCCAGCGACGGGUCGGGAAGUGACGAUGGCACGUUCGAAAAGGGCAGGCCACGCGGGCGACGAUUCGAGGACAAGGAUGAGAAGAAGCAACACAAGCAAGCUGUCAAGGAGGCCAAGCGCGAGAAGCGCAAGGAAAAGAUGCCAAAACAUUUGAAGAAGAAGAUUGUGUCGAGCACCUCCCGGAGGAAGAAGUAGACAAGCGUUGGGAAGAGAAGGAUAAAAGGCAUCAACUCACGAUAAAUGACGAUACGCUCUCCUGGGCUGCAUACAACCUUGCGGGUUGACGGCUUUGGAUUAGCGGAGGCCAGGCUGCCUUAGCAUAGGUGUGGCACAAAAGUCGAGUGAUGAGCACUUCCUGUCGCGAGGACGGUUGACGGAUGGUUUAGUCGUCGGUUCCUCGGAAUCGAUGCGUAACCGCCAGUCCUGUGGCUUGCGAUCCGAGCGGUCUCCUGCGGGAGAUUAUGCAGUGACGAUCAAAGAGAGCACUGACGACUUUGAUACAUGCCUACUACAUUUGGCCCGUGCCAGCUGCUCAAUACACUGACGAGGCAACCCAAGGCCAUGAUGAAAUAUGCAAUCGUAGAUGCUCC
Purpureocillium takamizusanense is the source of this 2744-nucleotide messenger RNA. It is a transcript of the gene rio1, whose product is annotated as Non-specific serine/threonine protein kinase. The record is from RefSeq and is a predicted model, not a curated record. Gene Ontology annotation, biological process: maturation of SSU-rRNA. Gene Ontology annotation, cellular component: cytosol; preribosome, small subunit precursor. Bases 607 to 2349 code for a protein of 580 amino acids. NCBI's taxonomy places the organism in Eukaryota, Fungi, Ascomycota, Sordariomycetes, Hypocreales, Ophiocordycipitaceae. The transcript has 3 exons. Gene Ontology annotation, molecular function: ATP binding; protein serine/threonine kinase activity.